GACAAAGAAGCUAAACUUUACAGAGGUCAAGUGAAUUGCUGGACAUCACAUGCCUAGGCUGGAUUAGAAUUCAAGACUCUGGAAUUUAGGGCCCAGGCCUAUGCCCUAUCCUGGCCAGAGUUCUAGGAAAAGAGAACUCACUCAACGGCAGGGCAAGAACACUUUGGCACUGGGGACCCAGAAGGGAAGUGGUAACAGGGACGGACCAGACCUCCUCUCACUCGUUUACAAAAGGGCAAAACCAAGAGAAACCAGCUGGAGCUGCGGCUCUCUGAACCCCAGGCUGAGCCUGUGGAUCUGAAUACAAAAUAGCCAGGAAGGCUCUCCAGGCUCCGGGGGCCCAUCCGCUGACAACCUCACGCUGCCUGGGCCAGACCCAGUAGAAGCCAAAGCCUGUCCAUGGAGGGAUGCUGGCAGAUGGAGAUGACCAAUGGCUCAGAGAGUGGCUUGGAGUUCAACCCUAUGAAGGAUUACAUGAUCCUGAGUGAUGCCCAGAAGAUAGCUGUGGCGGUGCUGUGUACCCUGCUGGGCCUGCUAAGUGCCCUGGAGAACAUGGCGGUGCUGUAUCUUAUACUGUCCUCCCAGCAGCUCCGCAGGAAGCCCUCGUACCUGUUCAUCGGCAGUUUGGCUGGAGCUGACUUCCUGGCCAGUGUGAUCUUUGCCUGCAACUUUGUAAUUUUCCAUGUCUUCCAUGGUGUUGAUUCCAAGGCCAUCUUCCUGCUGAAGAUUGGCAGUGUGACCAUGACCUUCACAGCCUCCGUGGGCAGCCUGCUGCUGACGGCUGUUGAUCGAUACCUAUGUCUGUGCUACCCAUCUACCUACAAAGCUCUAGUCACCCGUGGGAGGGCACUGGUGGCCCUUUGUGUCAUGUGGGUCCUCUCGGCAUUUAUCUCCUACCUGCCUCUCAUGGGAUGGACUUGUUGUCCUAGUUCCUGCUCGGAACUUUUCCCACUGAUCCCCAAUGACUAUCUACUGGGAUGGCUCCUAUUCAUUACCAUCCUCUUCGCCGGCAUCAUCUACACCUACGGGUAUGUUCUCUGGAAAGCCCACCAGCACGUAGCCAGCAUGGCAGAGCAUCAGGACAGGCAGGUUCCUGGGAUAACUCGGAUGCGGCUAGAUGUUAGGUUGGCCAAGACCCUGGGGCUGGUACUGGCUGUUCUGCUCAUAUGCUGGUUCCCUGCAUUGGCUCUCAUGGGCCAUAGCCUGGUCACUACGUUGAGUGACAAAGUCAAGGAGGCCUUUGCCUUCUGUUCCAUGCUGUGUCUAGUUAACUCUAUGGUCAAUCCUAUCAUUUAUGCCCUGAGAAGUGGAGAGAUCCGCUCCGCUGCCCAGCACCACCUGGUAAGCUGGAAGAAGUAUCUACAGGGCCUCGGGCCUGAGGGGAAAGAAGAAGCCCCAAGGUCCUCAGUUACAGAGACAGAGGCUGACGUGAAAACCACCCCGGAGCCUGGUUCCAGAAGUCCAGGCUGCUCAAAUUGCUGACAGCACCUAUUUUCCUAUUGGAAACAACCUGGGUGAGAAAUCUGGUCACUCCCUCUAGGAGAGAGGUUUCCCAGACCCCAAAUCACUCCCUCUAGGAGAGAGGUUUCCCAGACCCCUCUUUUGACAAGGAGUGCUGGGCUUCGUGGCUAGAGGGUGGCCUGCUCCUGCCUGCCUGCAGAGUCUGUGGAGCCUGUGGUAGCUGGUAACGAUGGCAGGCUCUGUUCGCAAGUCAGGAAACCCUCCUGACCCCAGUGACGGAGGAGCCAGAGGGGCCUCCAGGGACCACAAUAAAGGACUCCGAGGAGAUCUGAGAAGAUGAAGGGCCUGUUCUCCUGGAAUCACAGAGUACCUUGGUCAGUGUGGUCACUGCCUGCAAAUUCAUCAGUGUCAGUGUCUUCCAUGGUAUGGGUUCCAGGCUGCCCUGCUAAUGACCCGCAGCAAGACCAGCUGGUUCUGGUUCCUGCUUCAUUGUUUGGGACUCCUUGGCUGGCUGUAAGCUAUGUGAGGAUCCACCUUUCAGGCCACCCUUGCCUCUUGAGGAUCAAGAAUUAUGGUGUGCUGAAGAUCAAGGAUGCUGACUCAGACAGGGUCACAGCCAUUAGCUCAGGGUAUCUUGUUGGGCAAGGGCACUCAUGACACUCUGAGAAGCCUUGAAGUCAUUGUGAUUCUAGGUCCCUGGGGGAAACUGGGUUUACUGGAGGUCCAGAGUCUUCGGGGAACCGUACUGACCUUGUUGACAUUCUGCUGUGUCUAGUGUAGUAGCAUGCCAGGCUGGCCUAGCUCCAGUAAAAAGAAAGAUUUUCACAAAGAUUCUCUAGGUCCUAUGUUGUUCCCAGCGAUGUUCAACUCAACCUCCUUGCCUCUUGCACACUCUGGUCCUGCAGGGAUAAGCGAAAGGGGCUGGGGAGAGAAGACAUCCUGCUAUGGUCCUGGCACAGGCUGACAUCCUCCGUCCACAGCCCAUGCUGUGUCUCUGCAUACCUGAACUUUAUUUUCACCAAGGGAUAACCCCAACAGAGGAAGGUUCAAGACACUGCUGGUGGCAGGAGGAGCAGCACCAGGAGCCAGAGGCACCGUGAAAGCAAAGCUAUCCAUUAAGCACAACAUUUAAUACUUACAAAGGGAUGUGUGCUUCCUGUACGCUUGCUAUUUCAUCUGCAUCAUAAAUACGUUGUGCCAGGCUGUGUGCAGUCCAGGGUAUCCCGCCACAAAGGAGCCGGACCCCAUCGGGGCUGGUGGUCUACAUUCUGAUAAGAAGUGAGUCAGGGAAGCUGAGCCUGGUGGAGCAGGCCUGUUAAUUCCAGAUCCUAAGUUCAAAGCCUGCCCUGAGCUCUAUGUGCGGAGUUCAAGUUCAGUUCAGGCAAAUUGGUGGGACCCAGUGUCAAAAUAAAAAAUAAAGGGCUGGAGAGAUAGCUCAUGGAGGGAUGGCUCAGAGGUUAAGAGCACUGGCCGCUCUUCCAGAGGUCCUGAGUUCAAUUCCUAGCAGCCACAUGGUAGCUGAUAACCAUCUGUAAUGAGAUCUGGUGCCCUCUUUGGGCCUGCAGGCAUACAUGCAGGCAAGGCACUGUAUACAUAAUAAAUAAAUGUUUAAAACAAUAAAUGAAUGAAUAAAUAAAUGAAUGGCUGGAGCAGGGCAUAGUGGUAUGCAAAUAUAAUCAGGUAGAAUUGCUGAAAGUUUGAGGCCAGCCUCCCCUACAUGAGACAUUGUCUCUCUGUCUCUCUUUUUUUUUUAAUGUGUAGGGGUGUUUUGCUGCAUGCAUGUCUGUGCAAUACAUGUAUGCCUGGUGCUCACAGAGACCAGAGGAGGGCGUCAGAUCCAGUGGUGAGCUGCCAUGGGUCCUCUGGAAGAACAGCCAGUGCUCUUAACCUCUCGCCAUCUCUCAGGCCCUGAAUCCAGUUCUUACACACUUUCUACUUUUGCUUUAAGUAGAGAGGAGGAGUUUACAAAGGAAGAAAAGAGGUCAAGGCAAGGGCCCUGGGUAGAGAUGAGAAACAUCUUUGUUUAGAUGAUGAUCCAGCCAGCAGACAAAACUUGCCCAUUGCCCAGAGAAACAAAUGAGGUGGUGUCCAGUGUAAAAAAACUCAGGCUCCCUAAUAAUGCAGGUCUGUCCAUUCUGCUACAGACUCUCCCAUUUGCCUCUGCAAGAUGACAUGUUGGUUUCUCUGUUAGGACAAGUGAAGGUCAUGGUGUCCCACUUUAUUCUCCCCAAGACAAGUUCUGUGCAUCAGAGGCCACUGCAAAUUCUAAUCACUAUUGGAAGGAUGAGGGGGAUAAGUGUGCUUAGUGUUUUAGAUCAUAUUUCAACAUUAACUUGGGAAGGAAGAAACAGAAAAUAUCCUGUUUCCUUAUUGCUCAUAAAAGGAGGAAGCAACUGGUCUAUCAGCUGAUUUUCUCCAAGGUGCCAGGCAAAGU
Molecule: messenger RNA, 3895 nt
Organism: Phodopus roborovskii (desert hamster)
Lineage: Eukaryota; Metazoa; Chordata; Mammalia; Rodentia; Cricetidae
Gene: Cnr2
Product: cannabinoid receptor 2
Exons: 2
Coding region: 400-1482 (360 amino acids)
Biological process (GO): cannabinoid signaling pathway
Cellular component (GO): membrane
Molecular function (GO): cannabinoid receptor activity
Source: RefSeq, a predicted model, not a curated record